AUGUCUGAAUCCUCGCCAUUUAUCAAGAAAUUAGCAGCAAACGAUCGGAAAACCAGAGAUGAAGCAUUGGCUUCUCUACAGAAGUUUUUGAGUCGAAAGAAAAAAUUUGAGCGACUCGAUUUCUUAAAACUAUGGAAAGGUCUUUUUUACUGCAUGUGGAUGUCUGACAAGUCUUUGUACCAACAGAAACUUGCCGAUAAUUUGGCUGGGUUGGUUUCUAUUGUACAUGUGGAAAACAGAAUGCUGUUUCAAGCCACUUUUUGGGAAACAAUGGGCCGAGAAUGGACAGGGAUUGAUAUUUUGCGCACGAACAAAUUCUACAUGUUGAUGCGAAGAUUCUGUGCUGCUGCUUUUUUGGAUAUUAAAGCAAGGAGUGAUUCAGAGGAAUCAUUGAAAAAGUUAAUUGCUCAGUACAAUGAGAUGUGGAUGUCGGUUCCCUUCAAUUCCAGUAAUUAUUCGUAUCCCAACGGCGUUCUCUUUCAUCUAGCAGAUAUUUGGACAGAAGAAAUAACAAAGGCUUUUGAUGGAGACGUUCCCAAAGCUGAUUGGUAUCUGCCCUUCGAUUCGUUGGGAAAAACAUCCAAAAAUCCUGUUUUGAGAAAGACACUGCCUAAGCGUUUGGAAAGAGUUCCAGAAUACACUCUCGCUGACGAGUCUUCAUAA
Messenger RNA from Schizosaccharomyces osmophilus, 663 nucleotides. It is a transcript of the gene nop52, whose product is annotated as nucleolar protein Nop52 family Rrp1. The record is from RefSeq and is a predicted model, not a curated record. NCBI's taxonomy places the organism in Eukaryota, Fungi, Ascomycota, Schizosaccharomycetes, Schizosaccharomycetales, Schizosaccharomycetaceae. The transcript has 4 exons. Gene Ontology annotation, biological process: rRNA processing. The coding region runs from base 1 to 663 and encodes 220 amino acids. Gene Ontology annotation, cellular component: preribosome, small subunit precursor; preribosome, large subunit precursor; nucleus.